Trichosurus vulpecula (common brushtail) is the source of this 1487-nucleotide messenger RNA. RefSeq names its product centromere protein L (gene CENPL). The transcript is spliced from 5 exons. The record is from RefSeq and is a predicted model, not a curated record. The coding region runs from base 89 to 1129 and encodes 346 amino acids. NCBI's taxonomy places the organism in Eukaryota, Metazoa, Chordata, Mammalia, Diprotodontia, Phalangeridae.
GAAGAUGCCGUGAACCGGCCGGAGCAGAGGGGAUCGCUACGUGGGCUAGCCGGCCCCGGGGCCGCCCUGUCCCCGGCGGGCGAAAGUUAUGGACUCAUCACAUGUGCCAGAAUUUACUCCAAAACACGGAGUCCCUCCAAGGCUUAGAGAUUACUUUACCGGUGACAGCCCUUUUCAAAGACAAGUAGCAUCAGUCAGAAAGCAGACUCCAUUUGGUCAGACACCAUCUAGAAGGAAAAUUCCUCUGUGCUCACCAUUGCAAGAAAACGUUGACCCACAAAAGAUUGCCUUUCUUCUGCAUAAACAGUGGACUUUAUAUACGCUGACUCCCAUGUAUAAGUUCUCCUACACUAAUCUUAAACGGUAUUCUACACUUCUGAAGUGCUUCAUUGCUGCUGAAAAGCAAAAAGGACUGGCUGUGGAAAUGGGAGAGGAUUUUAAUUUCAAAGUGACUUUCUCUACUCUCUCAGGAAUGAAAGGAACACACCGGGACCCUGCAGCAUUUCUUGUACAGAUUGUAUCCAAAUCCCAACUGUCAUCAAAGAAUGCAGAAGACAAAGUGGUAUGGACAGGUUGGUUUUGCUGUGUAUAUGGAGAUAGUCUUCUGGAGAAUGUGCCAGAUGAUUUUACUUGUCUACCUUUGUUCCUUGCAAAUGGGGCAGAGUCUAAUACAGCCUUAAUUGGAACUUGGUUUCAAAAAACCUUUGACUGUUGCUUUACUCGAUUAACAAUUAGUGCAUUCAAUCUUUCCUGGAUGGCUGCUAUGUGGACUUCAUGUAAUCUGGAACAUUAUGGGACUGCUACAGAACUGCUUUGGUCUGUACCCUGUAGCCCUCAGAGUUUGGACAUUUCUUAUGCGAUAAAUCCUGAAGAUGCAAAAGCUUUGUGGGACAGCGUCCACCAAACACCCGAGGAGAUAACGCAGGAGGAAGUUGACCUAUUCAUAGAUUGCCUUUGUUCACAUUUUCACAGACAUUUCAAAAUCAAUUUGUCAGCUACAAGAUUGGUGUGUGUGUCAACAUCUGUAGCUUCUGCACAUACUGAUGGGAAAAUAAAGAUUCUUUGUAGCAAAUAUCUGAUUGGAGUAUUGGCAUUUCUGACAGAACUGGCAAUUUUUCAAAUUGAGUGACAUUAUGUGGACUGCACAUUGUAGAUUGAUUAUAUGCCAUUUUUACCAGGAAGCUGUUUGGCUGAAAUGGGCUAGGCAUGUGAGCUGUGCUGUUGCCUGAAGUGGCCAUAGCUUUUCUCAUCCAUCAUGGUGUCUGAGGAGUGGUCUCGGUGGGGAAGACUAACAAGGAGCCAGAAGAACGGAGAAAGCAGCAGUGGCUGUUACAGGCAGGUGCUGGUUUGUCAGACAAGAUGGCCUUCAAUGCCAGCUUCUAGCACCACUGCAGAUUGCUGAUUUUCAUUGUACAUCACCCUUUUUUGAAGUCCAUUUGAAGUCCUCUUAAAAUUGGUAUGGGACACUAAAACAAGUCUUUCUAAUU